AUGAAACGGCUAUUUCGUCGAGCAGUCACCUCCCCUCGUCGCCCGUUUCGAGCUCCCUCUCGCAUCCCCGUCCCUUUCAACUCCCACUUCUUGCUCCUCCUCCUCCUACUCUCUCUCAACCUCACACCAUCAUGGUCAUUAGCUUCGCGGUCCUCCUCGGCAGAAUCUGGGGAUGGGCUCGGCGCGCCCCGACUUGACGCGGCUCGGAGAAAGAUUUCCUUCUCGGCGAAAUCUGGGAUUGCGUUAGGCGCGGCCCGACUUGACGCGACUCGGAUAAAAAUUCCGUCGGCAGAAUCUAGGGAAGAGGUCAGCGCGGAUCUUCCGGCGGAGGGCGGCGCGUCGGGGGAGGAUGCUUUUGAGUCAACUCAAAAGGAAAGAAUCGUUUUCGUUGACCGUCAACGUACUUCCCGUGAUUUGCCGAGCCUGCAGCUGUCGAGAAACGAGAAUGAUAGCGGGAAUAGAGGGAAGGAAGGCGGGAGUAUUACUACCAAUGAUGACCCAUGGGUGCAGCAAGAACCGGCAUUCCUGCCGAAUCAGGAGCAGCAGAAAUUCCAACAACUGACACGUCAGGAAGAAACCGAACGGAUGCAACUACAGAUGCCAAGUCAGCAGCAUCGGAAGGGACUUGCGCACGUGCCACGUCAGCAGCAUCGGAGGCGUCUUUCGUCAUAUGAUAUGAUGCACGAGAGGCAUAUGUAUAAGCGGAGACGGUUGAUUCGGGGCAAGAAGGAGUGCUGGAGCAAGCACGAGCGACACCAGUACUGGCAGGCAGGAGCGCACGUGGAGCCAUCAGCCGCAUUCACGAGGCAGAAGACGGAGUAUGAGCGCAUGCACCAGCGGUGUACCGAGGGGAUCACCGACUGGAAGGCCUUCUAUUUUAACCAGUCCGAGGGGCUGUCACCAGCAGCGGACGUGGAAGGGUGCAAGUAUGCGUUUCUGAUUCCCGGCCAGUGGCACGGCCUGGGCAACCGAAUCAUGUCGUUAAUCUCCACCUUCACAUACGCCUUCAUCACGCAUCGAGCCAUCCUCAUGCCAGACGAUGGCCUCAUGCCGUCCCUCCUCUGCAACCCCUUCGAACAUUCCUCCUGGCUCAUCCCGGCCUCCCACUUCUGGAGCAUCAAGGCGGACUUGGAGCAGGGCCCUCGCAAUGUGGCGGAGCAGGCGGACAGGCACUCUCGAGGGGUGUUCUGCCACCUGGACUGGAUAACUCCCGAGGAGGAGUGGACGUUCUUCUGCCGGCGCACGCAGGAGGAGAUGGCUGAGAAGCCCUUCAUGAUGUUCUGGAGCGACAUGUACUUCGUCCCUCCGCUCUACUUUGUGCCCUCCCUCGCGGCCCGCCUGGAGGUGUUGUUUCCGGAUCGCCGGGUUUUCACACACGUUGCACGCUACAUCCUCCUGCCGGCCAAUUAUCUCUGGGAUCGCAUUGUGAGGGCCUUCCACGGUCACAUGGAGCACCAGGACGUGCUGGUGGGCUUGCAGGUGCGCCCCGUGGAAGAGACCCCAGAGGACGUCUUUGACCGCGUGCUGACGUGUCUCAUCAGCACGCAGUACCUGCCAGCUGUAAUCCCGCCCGACCAAUGGCAGGCCAUGGCUGACGAUGUGGACGACGAGGGGUUGAGGGAAGCGCGAGGGCAGUCAAUUGGUGUGUUUGUGGCGUCCCUCAACGGCACCUAUGGCUCUCGCCUCGCCGCCCUUUACUCCCAAGGCAAACCGCAGUCAGCGCAGACUGUCACCUUCCACAGCGAGUCACACGAUGCAGCCGAGAGGCAGGACGACAGGCAGCAGUACGCAUCAGCGCUCAUCGAGAUGUUCCUCCUCUCCUUUUCUCACCGCCUUGUCGUCUCCGACUACUCCACCUUCGGGUACACGGCAGCAGCGCUGGGAUCCCUAGACCCAUGGUCGCUCAACAUCGUGAAGCGUGGGCAGGCGGACUGGCGUACCAACAACCGGCCUGUGUGCCAGCGCACCGAGUCGCAGCCCUGCUCCCUCUCCAUCCGCCCAAAAUUCACGUGCCCUGACGGUGACUUGCACACGACGGAGAGCGAAGUGUCGUUUGUGCGGCCGUGCCCUGUGAUCGGUACUGGGCUGCACUUGGAGCUGCCUCCUCUCCCCGAGACUGCAUGA
Molecule: messenger RNA, 2124 nt
Organism: Closterium sp. Yama58-4
Lineage: Eukaryota; Viridiplantae; Streptophyta; Zygnematophyceae; Desmidiales; Closteriaceae
Source: the annotation of a GenBank genome assembly